Molecule: messenger RNA, 531 nt
Organism: Colletotrichum higginsianum IMI 349063
Lineage: Eukaryota; Fungi; Ascomycota; Sordariomycetes; Glomerellales; Glomerellaceae
Product: Ubiquitin-conjugating enzyme
Exons: 2
Coding region: 1-531 (176 amino acids)
Cellular component (GO): endoplasmic reticulum; cytosol
Source: RefSeq, a predicted model, not a curated record
AUGGCAUCGUCCUCCGCCGCGGCGGCGUCGCUGCUGGGCCGGCAGCUCAAGGAGAUGCAGACGGGCAAGGACAUACCGGGGAUAUCGUGCGGUCUGGUCAACGACAAUAAUAUCUUUGAGUGGGAGGUGAUGCUCAUGAUCAGCGACGACUGCAAAUACUAUGGAGGAGGCAACUUCCGCGCGCGCCUCGUUUUCCCGCCAAACUAUCCGCUCAUGCCACCGUCUCUGACGUUCCAGACGCCGAUCCCGUUCCACCCCAACAUUUAUCCCGACGGGCGGCUGUGCAUCUCCAUCCUGCACCCGCCGGAGGAGGACCAGUACGGCUACGAGGCGGCUUCGGAACGGUGGAGCCCGGUGCAGAGCCCCGAGACGAUCCUGCUGAGCACCAUCAGCCUCUUCCACGGGCCCAACGACGAGUCGCCCGCCAACGUCGAGGCUGCGCGCAUGUUCCGCGAGGAGAGGGAGGGCAAGAAUAAGGACUUCCGGAGGCGGUGCCGGGCCUGUGUCCGAGAGAGUCUGGGGGAGGACUGA